AUGGCUGCUCCCAUGGUGGCACAUGUGGAGAAGAUGUUGAAAAAGGCUGAGCGAUGUGCCCAUUACUACCAAGACCAGCAGCUCAACAUACUGGGCUCGAUGAUGGCAAAGCUGCAGCUAUUUACAGAGUGAGUGACUCAGAGUGCUAUUUCUGUAUUAUUAAGAUAUAGAUUGGCAGACCUGUCACCAUGUUAACAUGGAUACCACCUAUUACAUAUAGUUUCAGAUCAUUUGUAUAAACCGCAAUGGAGUAUGCAUUCACCAAUGCCACAUACCAUAUUAAAGCUCUUCCUUUAUUGUCCCCCUAUUCUUGCUUUCAUCUUUUUCUCCCAGUACCUCGGCAAAGCGCUGUAAGGAUAAACAUCUUGAUGAAGCUGCACAGUUAUUAGGGUCUCCAGAGCACGUUUUGGGGCAACUGUCUGAUGGGGACAUCCUUCCAUUGCUUUGUUAUAUAUUUAGGUGCCAGCUUGAUUCAUGCAAUAGCACCAGCUCGUUCCAGAAAUUGGAAAAGGUAAGUUAAUUUGUACUUGUAGGUGCUGGCAGUGUGGACCUCUAUUUCUUGAAAUCCUUAAUAAUGUAUUCUAUUUGAAGGGGAAAACCAAUUCUUUUUCUCAAGAGGUUUCUGUUUGGGAGGAUACUUGUUUAUAAUUUUUUAAUAGUAUUACUUGUUUAUGUUCUAAAAUGAUUCGUUGUUAAAAUAUUAGAGUUUAAUCUUUAAACAGUAACCUGCAAAAUGUUGGAUCGAAUAGCUAAUUAUGAAAUAAACUCCACUAUAGUAAUUGAUCACUUUAUCCUAAAUUUUGCAAGUCCGCUUUCAGUUCACCAAAAAAUUCGCAGUUUACUGAAUAUACCCUGUUAUUGUAAAAAAGAAAACAACAACAACAAAUUACCUUUACAACACAUUAUUGCAGUACCAGGGAACUUGUUUUAUUAAACUCCAGUCAGUAUUAAGGAUGUAUGUGAAUGGUUAAAGGAACACUAUAGUCACCUAAAUUACUUUAGCUAAAUAAAGCAGUUUUAGUGUAUAGAUCAUUCCCCUGCAAUUUUACUGCUCCAUUCACUGUCAUUUAGGAGUUAAAUCACUUUGUUUCUGUGUAUGCAGCCCUAGCCACACCUCCCCUGGCUAUGAUUGACAGAGCCUGCAUGAAAAAAAAAAAACUGGUUUCACUUUCAAACAGAUGUAAUUCACCUUAAAUAAUUGUAUCUCAAUCUCUAAAUUGAACUUUAAUCACAUACAGGAGGCUCUUGCAGGGUCUAGCAAGCUAUUAACAUAUCAGGGGAUAAGACAAUCUUAAUUAAACAGAACUUGCAAUAAAGAAAGCCUAAAUAGGGCUCUCUUUACAGGAAGUGUUUAUGGAAGGCUGUGCAAGUCACAUGUAGGGAGGUGUGACUAGGGUUCAUAAACAAAGGGAUUUAACUCCUAAAUGGCAGAGGAUUGAGCAGUGAGGCUGCAGCGGCAUGUUCUAUAAACCAAAACUGCUUCAUUAAGCUAAAGUUGUUCAGGUGACUAUAGUGUCCCUUUAAAUGGGAAAACAAAAUGUCCCCUACUCAUAUUGCAGAUAAAACCAGCACUCAUUAGGGCACUUAAAAACCACCCCUAUUUAUUAAAUAUAAGACACUUGGAAAGUGCAGAACAAUUACAGUACAGAUUGGAUACAGAAAUAAACUCUACCUACCAACCACUAAAGAGGUGGUGCUUUGUUACAGUGCACAGCAACUUGGAAAGCAGGUCACUCUCUGACCAUGAAUUGAGCCAUGCAUUGUAGGACUUGGCUUAGGAGAGUUAGAAAAAGCUGUUGUGGUUAUGGUGGUUGAGUGUUCCUUUAAAGGUUGGAACCCUAGAGUUGUUUUUAGAGAGGACAGCAGUGCAUGCUUGUCCCUUUUUCUACACAGAUUUACAACCCACCACUGAUUUGUAGGAUCAAAUCAUAAGAUCAGAAUCUUAAAUGAGAAAAGAAAACUUAAUUAGCAACCACACUUAUAGUAACUGCCAGUGAGACUGGGUUUCCAUGCACGGUCCUGCUAUUCUACGUUUUAAAGUUUGAAUAUUACUCCUAGUAUUUACAUUUUCUUUUCCUUUUUAGCUUCUUCUGAAGUUCUCCCAGGUUAGGCCACACUUGGUGUCACAAGAACGAGAAUCCUUGCUGACCAGUCUGUUACAGGGCGUAGAGGUGAGUGUGCAAAUGGUGGCAGUUGCUAAACAUUUAGUACAGGACAAAUGAUAACGCUGUACUUUUCUUAUUAUGGCAACAGGAGUGCAUAAGAUGUUGCAUCUUUCACUUCCAGAAACUGAAAUGAUUAAAGGAACACUCCAAGCACCCUAACCGAGCUAUAGGGAUUAUGGUGCCAAGAGUGUCUUUAUGCCUGUUGUAUGUAGUCAAACCAAUUUUACAAUCGUUUGAUUUCUUACCUGUGGGCCAUCGGGCACCGCUGCCAUCUUCACUUAAGUCCUGCACUGUCAGAUGUGGCUCCGAGAACUUCUGGGUCUCCAUAUAAACUAGCGGAGGAGGGAAACCGUUCCCAGCAGACCCCAGGUAAGAAGUCAAACAUUUCAAAAACUAUUUGACUAGUUACAUUGUGGCAGCGCCAGGGCACUCUUGGCACCAUAACCACUACAGCUCACUGUAGUGGCUAUUGUGCAUGGAGUGUUUCUAUAAACAAUGUUUGCAGAAUAUUGGAAUAGGAGAAACAAACUAAUGAAUGUACUGCUGUAUCAAACACUCUAUUAUCCCCCCCAGUACAAUCAAACUUGAAUAAUUGACAAAAGUUUACAUGGUGUCUGAAAAUACAUUUAAAGGGACACUGUAGCACUUGUAACUGCUUUUUCUCAUUGAACUGGUUACAGAGUCUGCAGUCUCCUGGUGCCAUCCUUUUAUUCGAAGUUAAACUUUUUUUUUUUUUUUUUUAAUGCUAAACGAGCGUCCCCAGCAGCCCAUUCUCUCUGUGCUACUUGGGGCAAUGAGGAAGCAUUAGCCUGAGCAGCAAUGGAUAACUGUGAUUGUCUGAAAUUGUCUGCUUUCAGCCUAUCAGUGAGUGAUCUCUAAGCCACACCUCCAGUAGGGAAUGGGCUGUGGGUUGCCAGGGACCCUUAUCUAGUGUUCAACUGCUUGAAAAUGUUUUAAUACGGAAUGGAGGGACAGUGGCAGGGAACUCUUGGCACUAUAACCUAUUCCUUGAGAAGAAAUGUUUAUAGUGCUUACAGUCUCUGAAAAGGCAGUGUAGAGACAAGCUGUAGUCACCAGAACCACUACAUUAUGCUGUAGUGGUUCUGCUGACUAUAGCCUGUCCCUUUUUUAAUGAUGUAUUUAUUUAUUUUUUGUUGAAAAUAAAGCUUUGUUAGUUUAAAAAUAAAAAAACAACAAACAAAAAAAAAAACCCAUAACAAAAACUGACUCCUAACUUUUUUAACUGUCUCCUUACAUUGAAGACAAAUGUGUCAAGCCCUGUAUAUUCAAUGAAAAAUACAAAGAUUUACUCACUUUUCCUCCAUUCCAGAACCACCAUCUUCUUGCUUUUUAGGGUGUUACUCUUUGUGAAACACCCACCUCUGGACCGCCCUCCACUGCAUCUUUGUUCUUCUUUGCUUUGCCCUGUUUGGGACGGAUCCACAAGCAGGGCAAAUGUCCUCAGUGAUGUCAGUACACUUGCUUCGUUGCCAUUGGUGGAAUGGAAAGAAGUCCGGCUAGGGAGUUUCCAUUGCAACCACAACUGCAUGCUCUGUGGUUGCUAUGGGAGGAGAGUAGUGGGACCUCCUGUGGGAGGUCUUUUCUGCUCUCUCUUGCCAGUCAAUGCCUUGGCACACCGAUGCAUUGAUGCACAGCUGGGAGAAAAAUCUAUUUUUAAAUAGGUUUUUCUCCUAAUAUAUACAUUUGUUAGCAAAACUGCUAGCACAAUGUAUAAAAUCAAAUGCCUAAUCUAAUGAGCAUAAGUUGUUUGGGGCAAGACAUGUGUCCUUUAAGGGUGUAACCCCAGUGGUUAAAUCCAUGAAGGAUACAAUCUAACAGGAAGAGGGCAGUACAGUGCAUAGUGAAUGCAACUAUUGCUGCAGCCGAUAUUAUCAUUUUAUCCUCCCAUACAAGCACUCCUCUGUAUUUUUGUCUACAGGUGUUACAACUCAGAGACCUUCAGACAGGUAUGACUUACUGCUUCUAUCACAGUUUUCUGUUUUAACAUAUUUCUAUAUAGCUUUAACUAAUUCUCUCCUAACUCAUUUCUCUUAAAUAAUUAGAUCCUAUUUUCUUUUGCUGGCUUGUGUAUUUUCAGUGUACACUUGUUUCAAUUUCACUGUUUCAAAUGUAUAGAGCUAAACACACAUACAAAUAUUGUAUGUGUAUUAAAUACAAGCUAAAACUAUUCACUAAAAAUCCAUUUUAAUCCUGUGAUGGACAUAUUUUUUCGUAAAUGAUUGGAUUCUGACUAAAUAUGAAAUGUGUACUAAAGGCAAAUACCAUUGAAAUUCAGUCAUUCAUAAAAUUAUGUGUCUGGUUUGAAAUCACUUUAUUAAAUAUCAGAAUCCUAUAUUUUAAAUAGAAAUCACAUGUGAAAAUGACCGUAUGUAAGCCAGAUUAUGCUUGGACACAAAAAAAAAAUAAUAAUUAGUAAAUAGUUUAACUUUACCAUUUAGCAAGUACAUUUUAGAAAUCUUGACUAUAUGCCCACUGACAGCACUAGUACCCAGUGUGCAAGCAGCUAAAAAUAACUCUUGGCAGCAUGGAAUUGGGCUUUUUUAAGGAAGUGAGCAGUAAUUGCUGCCAAGCCCAGUUUAGCAGAUAGGGCCAACAUUAUGGGAAAUAAUUCUCACUAUGGUUACAUGGAAAUCAUAUUGACGCCUGAUUUUUUUAAAAAUUUAUUUAUAAAUUUUUGUGGCAGCUGGCAAGUUGUUACAUACGAAACCAUUGCACUGCUGUUGAUUAUUUUGAACUACUUCAGCUAGAACUACCAGAGGUAAAGUAAAUAGGAUAUUUAAAAAACAUUUUUACAUCUGGUCCCAGAUUUCAACUGUCCGGUAUCAUAUGAACAGGACGAAAACCAGAUACAAUUCUGGUUUGCUCAAAGCCAAAAUCACAAAAUCCAGACAUUGUUAAAUAUUGUGAGCCUGAUGACUUUUUUGUCCAGUUAGAUUUUUCUUAGAUUCUUUGGGGAAAAAAGUUCAAGCACGGAAAUUCCAUGAUUUGCCAAUCUAGUAGCAAACAUCAUUGCACCAAAAUUACUUAGUUAGGUUAAGUGGUUUUAGUGCUUAGAGUGUCCCUUUAAUAUACAAUGUAUCUAUUAUUUUUAUUCCUCUGUUACUCUCUCACUCCACUCACCCUUGCCACGUGAUAUUUUUUUUCUUUAUUCUUCGUCCUCUAUUUAGUAUGUAUGUAUCUGGAAGGGAGCCCGGCAAGCCAGAAUUACUUUAAGGAGAACAUCCACUCUGUACUUUCUGUUGUACAAUCUACUUUUUCUGUAGUUCUUCAAGACAAAACCACCAAGGGCAGUGAGCAGUGCUAUCUGAUUGUCAAGGUAAGAUGUUAGGAUUGGGGUGGACAGGCAUUUAGUGAAAAUAACAGGAUUAAAAUGCAAAUGUUUGUAAAUUCAAAUUGAAUUUCUAAAUGUAGGCUCAAAUGAACACCACUUACAAGAACAUUUAUCUAGUCACCAUUGACAUUACGAGGCGGAGAUCGACUUAAACACCUGUAUAUACAGUACAUUGACUUCUAUCAUAAGAAGUAUAUAGUAUAAUUCAAUUAAAGUCAGAGGUUUUGUGUGUAUUCGUUUGGCACGUAGAAUAGCAUAUACUUUUAUUAUUUAAUGUGAUUCUACAUUUCUUUUUUUUAUUUACAUUGAAAUGAAAACAUGGCUAACUUUGUGACUUAAAAUUUGAAAUUUAUUUUUUAGGGUUUUUUACUAACUUGAGCAUUGUCGGAAAGUCUAUGUGAAUUUAGACAUUUAAGCUAUUCUUACUAAAUUAGAAGAUUUCUCCAAGUCAAGUCUGUGUUCAGUUUAGUUUUUUUUUUUUUUGGCUCUAAAUUUAAAAAAUCACUUAACUCUCACUUUAGUGAAUAACCCUCUAAGACUUCCUAACAUUAAUGAAUAAAUCUUUUUGAUUAAGGCCUCAAUUUAAUACUCUUUCUUAAUGGUUUGAUACCAUUUUUAAAGAACAUUCCAAAUUAUUUAUAAUCAUUUUAUUUAAAAAUAUUCUAACCACAUUACAUCACUUGGGAAAAUUUAUUGAAUUGAAAACUAAGUUUUGUACCUAUUUGAUCAUCAUUAGAUAAACUUACAUGUACAUGUUGAAUAGUAUUCUCCCAUUGUUAUGCAUGGUUCUGUUUUGUGAUUAAAAUUGUAAAGAAUAUUGGUAUUAUAUAGAGCCUGAACUGUGUUCUUCAUGUUUUUUCUCCAGAUAUGUCUUCAGAUAUUCAGGAAACUGGCAGAAGAGAUCAUUCCACAGAUUUGGACCCCUGCUUCUAGUCCAAACUCCAUCCAAACCAUCCUGGAAUUCUUGGUGCAAGUCAUGAUAGCUCAAGUAGGUAUUGCAUUUGAAACCUUUUUUGUGUUUAUAUAAGAUUAUCAGUUUGUUCACUUUCAUCAGUUUACACUAGAGCGUUGUCCCUUCAUCUCACUAGUCUUUGUGAUGCUGGGUGCUUGCCUGCCAUGUCGUUAUUUUAGCCACCAUUAUGUUGUCCGAUUGAAGAUGGUGUCAGUCCUGCUUUUGGACAGCAGCAUAGUCUCAGAUGUGUUGGCAUGUGUGUAUUACAGUUUAAAAUGUAAUUUAAUACCCUGUAAUACAUUAAACCACUGAGAGAUAUAUAUAUAUAUAUAUAGCCUCUCAAAAUGUCCAUGCUUACAGUGUGUUGCGACUUACAUAUUAACAUUUGUCUUUUAUAGGAUGCAAGCAGAGAUACCAGGCUAUUGGCUGGUACAGCAAUCGCUUCACUAGUAAACACAGCACCCUCGACGGAGUUAGGAGCCCAAGCUGGAUUGAAUCUGGUCCUGUGGCUAAGAGACUGUGAGUCACCUGCUUACAUCUGGCAUAGAAUGUAGCAACUUGCUUUUUAAAGGAUUGGUACUUUUUUGGUUUAUAAGAGAUUCUGUAUUCUAAUUCAAGUUUUAGGAUUUAGAAAGUGACUAAUGGCUUGUUUCUGGCAGGUACUGGGAAGGUGAGAUUUGGGGGGCUAUCUGUGUCCAUGCCAUGCUCCCCCACAGAUGAAGUUGGACUACUGGCUUUGAUCCGUGGACUGCUGACAUGUAGCCGUGCAGAUCUCCUUUCCUAUGAGCUACGGGCUUCUAGCCAGGUUAGAAUACUAGAAUUAUCCUUGUAUAUGCUAGUUAAAUUGCUAACAAAUGCAUAAAUACAUUUUCCCCCAAGUUAUGUAUUUAAUUUUGCAUAUUAGCAUAGGUCAUAAAAUACUAUAAAUAGGGACAUCAGAGUUGUGGUGUGGAAGGUUUCAUCGUUUUUUUUUGUUUGUUUGUUUUUUAAAUCAUCUGGAAUCAUCAAAACAAACAAAGUAACUCCAGCAAGAUUUUAUGCAUGAUACAUUAGAGACAUACAUACACCUUUUAUUCAUGGAGGGUCGCUUUAAAGGGUUACCUCAAGCAUCAUGACCAUUUCAUUGAUUUGAAAUGGUCAUGGUGCCUGAAGUCUGUAUGUGCAGUGUUUUGCAUUUGAAAGCUACACAAAGAGAGAUUAACUUGGAAGCUGCCAGAUGUGUAACUCCACCUCUGUUAGCAUCAUUUGGCAGCCCAGAACAAAGGUUCGGGCUGCUAAUGUCAGUGCUGUGCAAAAUUUGCAUCGGAUGCUAUUCUAGGCAUGCUGGCACCAGAGAGCCAUAUAACAAUCCAAAUGCUUGUUUCAGUACAUUAGCUGUAAUGAUCAUGGUGCUUAGAGGUUUCCUUUUAAUGAAUAUUUCUUACGUAUUGCCUGUUAUUGGAACUGAGUCAGUUUUGUUUAUUGCUCAGGAAAAGACCAUGCUGGAACAUCUCUUUCUUGUGAUUAGCUCUAUGUGUAAGGGACAAACCGAAGAAUAUUACAGCUUCCAAGGUGAGCAGCCAAUAUUUUUAAUAUAUAUAAAUUUUUUUUUGUUAUUUGAAUUUAGGUUAGAUAAGAUGUACUGACCUGGCUCCAUCAUUUUUGCAGUUCUGUGCCUCUGGUUACAGCGCGUGCGUGACCAAAUAGCUGAGAUCCUGCUUGUACGGAAUGGAUUAUUGGUGGCAAACAAUGGGGAGAUCCUUUCUGAAGUUACUCGGCUUCUUUGGGCUGGUGCUGAAAUGCCCGUAAGUUUAAUUUAUUUAUUUUACUCUUUUGCUGUAAAUUUGCAAUAUCCUUAUUUAAUUUUGCAUUUACCACUCUGGUUGCAUGUAAUAUGCACAAAACCAUCAAGAGGAGCAACAUAUUAAACAUGUCAGAAUCAAUAUACUGCUUAUUAAUAACCACUGUAGCUCAUUAUAGUUAAAGGGAAUGUCAAAUAUCUGAAAUGUACACACGUGACUUAUGUUAAACCUUUAUCAAAGUACAUCAUGAUCUAGUUCAGAGAAGGUAAAGCCAGGGGAAACAUUACAAAUGAAGAGACAAAACAUUGUUUAAAGGGAUAUUGUAGUCACCAGAACUACAGCUUAAUGUAGUUGUUCUGGUGUGUAUAGUAUGUCCCUGCAAGAUUUUUAAUGUAAACACUUAGAAAAGGCAGUGUUUACAUUGCUGUCUAGUGACCGCUCUAAUGGCAGUCACUCAGAUGACCACCAGAGGUGCUUCCUGGGUCAGUGCUUUCCAAUGGGAAAGCAUUGGAUUGGCUGAGAUCUUAAAUUUUGAUUAACUCAGCAAAGGAGGAUGAUAAAGUGCCGACGGACCCACGCAGCACUGGAAUAGAGGUACGUUUUACAGCUUUUUAAUACAACCUGACCUUAUAGUGUUCCUUCAAUUUCUCCUCUUUUUUUGUACAUUUCCUCUCUGCCAGGUGCAAAGGACAGAGCUGUGGAUUUAUGUAUUUAAUUUUUUUUCACACCUUACUAAUGCAUAUUUGAUAAAUCUAGGAAUAGGUAAAAAUAAUAGAUAAAAACUGUCCUUAGGAUUUUUAAGUCUGCUUUUUUCUUACUCCCACAUUUAAAAUACUUGUCUUGCACAUUUGCCAGAUUGAUGGUAUGUCUGGAUUGAUCCUCAGCUGCUUCCAACAUUGCCUGCAUAUUUACCACACAGAAUGUCAGCUCAUGGAAUUAUCGGAGGAUGUGUUUCUUCAGGAUAUGCUGCAGAAGAUCAUGAAUACCUCCUGGCAGUCACGGUCAAGAUAUACUCCGCUCUGUGCAUUGAUACCCUUCCUAGGACCUAAUCCAGUAAGAUCCUAGAUUUGGAUAAAUAAAAAUUCAUGGAAAAUGAUGUAAUGGAACCUGCGGAAACGUUAAUCUGCUAAAUGCUGUAUUUUUUUUGUCUAUGCCUUUAAUGACUUGUAGUACUCUUUCCAGCAAACAUUUUUCAUAGUGAAUCAUGUCUGGUUUUCGAAUUUUGAAAUUGACCAUUGACUGUAUUUCCACUCUGAAAACCUUAAAAACCCCAUGUUCAUUGAACAAGUUAAGGCUCCCAGAUUUCCCUUGUCACUGUGUCCCUGCAUUCUGUAACUGGAGACUGCAGUAGUUAGUAAAUGUUGCUAAUGAUAUAGAACUGCCCCCUUCCCCUGUGACUUCAGUGGAUGACAUUUACUUUUCCUUCUUUGCUGACCAAGAUCCAUUCAGGUGUUUACUAAGUGAGGGCAUGCGCAUCAAAUCGGCUUACUGUGCAGUUGCACUGAUGACUGGAACUUUGACUGGGGAUUGAACCCUUUUAAAUCCUACUAAACAAUAUUUUAUGGGAUAGGACAAAACAUAGACCAACAUGCAACUAGUCAGUAUUAUUUUUAGUAGUGUUAUUGGAUGUCAGAUGAUCAGUUAUAUUCUGUUUUUGUUUACAGACCCUCACUAUGUACCCAAAUCUCCCAGCUCACCUGUUCAAUUGCCUUUCCACAAACUAUUUGUGUCCUCCUGCUUCAGAGACCUAUCGUAUCCUCAUAACACUGCAACGGAAGGAGUGGAGCCUAGAGGUCCAGCAGGAUGAGAAGGAGUUGGGCAGAUGCUGGGCAAUGACCUGGCUUAGUCAUCUUUGUGAUGCACUUAGAUCCACGGAAAGCUCCCUACAAAGUAAUGCUGCCACACACCUUCUGCCUUGCACCCUUAGCUGCUUCUCAGAGUCUUUUACUUUGCUGUCAGAGCAACUCAGUGGUCCUAGUCCUUCAGAUCUGUGUGGGUGGAUCUGCCUCCUACGUGCACAGAAAGUGGUUUUGGGUGGGGUGACUGAAGAUGUGGAGAAGAGGUUGCAAGCAUGCCUGGAGUCUGCUGAUGAUGGAGUUCGUCUAAAUGCUCUGAGUUUCCUCUGCUGUGGUACUCGAACCAGCCAGCCCCUUUCGCCACAGGAGCUCCGUCUUCUCAGAACCUUUUUCCCAUAUAACCUGGGAUGUGACAAUUCUGGCUUCAGGCAGCAGCUACAGGCUACUCUUCGUAGAGCCAUUGAAAGACUACGAGAUGGAGCUUUGACUGCUCUUCGCAAAGGACGGAGCCAAGAAAUAGGCCUUUGCCAAGCAAUAGGUACAAGCUGCACCCUCACAACAAUUAACCGUUCUUUUUUUAUUUGGCCGAACUUGUUGGAUACACUACAGUGUAACCCUAACAUCACCCAUAAGAUUAAUAAAUGGAAGACUAAUAGAUAAAGGUGACCAGAAGCUAGCUUUUAUAGGAUCAUGUAAUUUUAGGGUAUAGUGAGUUUAACAAUCCCACAAACCAUUAGAUGGUAUGUUAGUGUUUUAAAAAUGAAUUAUUAUUUUUUUACAACCAUUUUACAUGAAUUGCUGUCACUCACACAUCCUAGAGUAGGAAUGAUCAGGAGAUGUGGAGCUAUAAGGAUCUCUGCUAAUUUUUUAAUUCUGUAUUUUAUAAAUAUGUCUACUUAUUGCUACACUUUUUAAUUUUUUCUAAAGGAAGACUUGCCAGGUUCUCCCUGAAGCCCAAUCCCCCUUGGCUAUCCUCACUCCCUGCGCUGGAGAAGUAGGGAGGUCAGGACGAAUGGACUGGGGGGGCAUGCCAAAUUUGGCUCUCUGCCAUCAUGCCUAGGAUAGCAUACAAUACUAAUUUUGCACAGCACUGACAUUAGCAGCCCAAACCUUUGUUCUGGGCUGCCAAAUUAUGCUAACAGAGGUGGAGUUACACAUCUGGAAGCUUAGAACUUAAUCUACCUGUGUGUAGCUUUUAAAAGCAAAACACUGCACAUACAGACUUCAGGCACCAUGACCAUUUCAAAUCAAUGGAAUGGUCAUGAUGCUUGAGAUAACCCUUUAAAGCGACCCUCACUGAAUAAAAGGUGUAUGUAUGUCUCUGAUGUAUCAUACAUAAAAUCAUGCUGGAGUGUUUUUUUUUGUUGUUGUUUUGUUUCGAUGAUUCCAGAUGAUUUAAAAAACAAAAAAAUUUUCAUUCACGUUUUCCCCCCCAAUACCAAGAGGAAGCUUAUAAGACUCUUAACAGGAAAUGUACAGCCAUAUAUUUCACAUACAACCGCAUAAAGCUUCAGCUGAAAGAGAAAUUGUGUAUAAUGUCAUACAUGUCAGCGUUCUCUGUAAUUCUCAGUGGAAUGCUAGAAGGUUAGAAUUGGCUCUGAUAUCUGUCAUUUUAUAGUAAACCAUGUUUAUUUCAUACAUUAUCUCCAUAACAUAUGACGCAAAUCUACUAUGGCCUGUCUCUUUAAUGCAGUGAAAUUGAAACCUGAAUCUGAAUAGCAUGCCGGGUCAUGUGACCUUUUCUCUCUUAUAACCUAAUCAGAUUUUUUGGAGUGGUUGCUUCAAUUAAGUGUCUCUACAAUCUCCGCUGCUGGAAAUUACCAACGCCGCUGCAGUGGUCUGCUCACUUUCUCUGCCUUGCUAGAAUGCUGCUCUGACUGCUGGACCCCCCAGAAGAAGAAAGGACAACCUCCCAGUGAGUAAUUUUCAAUACAAAAGUAUAUUAGGAUCCCGAAUAAUUUAAUAGUCCAUAGAUGCAGCUGUAAAAUCCAGAUUAAUUAAAAUUGUUCAUGAUGCCCCGUGAAGGGUCACUCAAUGUACCUACCUGCAUAAUUAGGAGCUGAAGUGGACUGUCACAUUCAAAUGUACCGUAUAUACUCGAGUAUAAGUCGAGUUUUUGCAGCACAUUUUUUGUGCUGAAAAACCCCCACUCAUCUUAUACUCAUUACAAGCCCGGCGGUCCUGUUGGGGGCUGGCAGCGAGCUGUAACUUACCUUUCCUGCAGCUCCUGUCAGCUCUCUUCUCCUCUGGUCCGGUCAGCUCCACUGCAAGUCUCGCGAGAGCCGCAGGGUCAGAGCGUUGCCGCGGGUUACCGUGGCAACGUUCCGCGGCACUCAGACCGCGAGACUUACAGGGGAGCUGACCGGACCGGAGGAGAAGGUUGCUGACUGGAGCUGCAGGAAAGGUAAGUUACAGCUCCCUGCCAGCCCCCCUCCUGCACAGUACACACCACUGGACCAACAGGGAAUGAGAGCCCCCCUCCCUGGCCAUGUAUCAAGCAGGGAGGGGGGACGAAAAUAAAUAAAUAAAAAUGUAAAUAAUAGUAAAAUAAAAAUAUUAAUAAAAAAAAGAAUAUUAAAAUAAUAAUAAAAAUGCCCACCCCCCACCAAGGCUCUGCAUCACAUACACACAUGUGCGCUGCAUUCAUACACACACACUGCAUUAUAUAUAUACACACACUGUAAAUAAAUAUUCAAUUAAUAUAAUUUUUGGGGGAUAUAAUUUUAUUUAGAAAUUUCCCUCCCUAGUCUUAUACUCGAGUCAAUAAGUUUUCCCAGUUUUUUGGGGUAAAAUUAGGGGUCUUGACUUAUGUUCGGGUGACUUAUACUCGAGUAUAUACGGUAAUUGUUACACUUUAUUAGCAGCUGGGUGCCUUCUUUCAUUGUCUUUCUCAACAGAUGCAGAUUGGAGUGUGCUGUGUUGUUUACAAGGCAUUCUGUUCUAUAUUAGUGUGUAUUGUGGGAGUGCCCACACACACACACAUACAUCUAAUAUGCAGAAUAAAAAUCACACAUAAAUAGUAUAUAACUUUUAACCGGUACUUAUGCAGAUGACUAAUUUUCAAUCGCAUUAGAUGAAUACAGUGUUUUUCGCACCAACAAACAAAUUGUAUCUGCUUCAGAUGCAUUUUUACACAAGUGCCUUCAACUUUCUCCAUUUUUCCCUAUCUUUUAAUAGGCGAUAUGUCUGUAUUGCUCACCUAUGCAAGACAGAGAGGAUGCUGGGAUUUUUUCUCUGUGUCCAACAUGAAGGCACUUCUUGGAUGCAUUCAAGAUAGCACUAAUGAGGUAAACAGGCCAAUGCUUUCCUUAUUUUUUUUUAACAUCAAAAUACAUUGUUAUAAUUGCAUGUUUUGAGGGUAAAACCUUUCAAAACAGAAAAGAAUGUUGGAUGUAUAAUACUGCUGUUUUUAGGCUCUGUCUCCCAAAAGGACUUUAUUAAAAUGCUCAUGAUCAAAAAAGGCUUUUUUUUAUUUUUUUAUUUUUAAUAUUAUUCUAUGUAUAAUGUGUCCUCCAGCAAGCUUUAAGUGCAUGGAUAAAACAAAAAUUACAAGCUGGCAGUUUUUUAGAUUGUCACGCAAUCUAGCAAAAUAUCCUCUAUUCUUUCUUUAGCAGACAUAAAUAUUUUCAUAUUUUUAAAAAAACAGGUUUUUUAACCUUUUUUCUUACUUGAAUAUGGUCCAUUACCACUGCUCACUUCUAUUUUAAACGUUGCAAUAUGUAGAGUGAAGGUUUGCCCUGUAACUAUUGUUUUGGCACUGUUACCCAUUUAACAGAUCCGCGAGAUGGCAUCUGAUUUGUUGGUGCGUUUUUUCCUUCCUGCCCCAGAGCCUGUUUUCCUCCCACUAUAUGAGUUGGGAAAAGCCAUUCUAUGCAGUCCCAGGGUGCCCUUAGCUGAAGUUGGUGCUCUCAUAAUGAAGACGCUGCUGCAGAGGUAUGUAGUAAAUGGAGAAGAACAGCAGGAUUUCUGUAACAUAGAGUGUGCUUGUCUUAAUGUUUUUUUUUGUUUUUUUUUUAACUCUAAAUUAACAUAGAUGUGAAGGCUCCUACAUGUCAGUUUAUGACUUACUUUACUUUAAUGCAGGGGUUGACAUCCUUCAGUACACUACAUGGUGCUGACUCCCAUAAUGUUCUUACAGGCAUCAUGCUGGCAAAAGUUAGGGGAGAUGUAGUCCUACUUUAAUUUCAUCUACGGUUUUACAAAAUUCAAAAGAUCACUCCAACAUUGACCAUAAAUAUACCUGUUCUGAACAUUGAAGUGGUGCUUUUGUAAUUAAGAUUGAGCCCUCAUUGUCCAAAUAGAAAAGUAGGACCGUUUCCUCCCAGCAGCUACUGCACCCGCAAUAAGAUCAGCAUUGGUGAUCUCUGGUGCAUUCCAACGCUUGUCAGAGAAGUACUGUCAAUCAACGGUGCAUGCGCAGCUAUUGCCAAAUUGUAACCGCUGGUGGUUCCCUUAUUUACCACUAUAAUGUCUUAAAGCAUAGAACUUAGUAGGGCUAACCAUACAGAUAUCUUAGCCAUAAUUUUAUAUAGUGUAAGAGAUCCUCUAUUUAACAUAUGUAAAUAAUUGAGAAUACAAUAUAAAAUAAGGAUUGUCUUGGAAGCAAUCGUUUUGUCUUUUGGAUAUUUAUUAUAUAAAAAUAUAAAAUCCAUUAUAGCAGAGUUUAUAAGAUUAAAUUACAUGCUUGCAAAUAUCAUUAAUAGGUUAACAUACCCUUCUGAACAUGUCAUCAUGUCAGCCUCUCUGUCAUUUUAAGAUGGAGCAGCGUCUGUCUCCAAGUCUCUCCUCUGUGUCUUAACAUUUAAAAGUACACCUAUUUAUACCUUAGGUGUAUCCAUUUUAGGUUACUGUAGUUCAAAUAUGAAAAAGUAACACUUCUUUUACUUUAUUCAUUUUAAGACCUCCCUUAAUUUGGCAAACAUACAAGGCCAUAACUAAAGGGUGUAUACGUCAUGGAAAUUUUCCUGACUUAGUUCAAGAUGGCAUCUUAAAGUCUGAAUAGGUUAUCUGUUGUUUAUACUAAGUCGUAAGUGUACAGUAGUGGGAGAUUCCCAGAUUUGGGGAAGUUCCAUUAACUUGGGGUUACCACAGUAUAUUGUGUACUGCAAGUGUCGUAGUAUAGCCUUGAAGCUUGUUUAUGCAUUAUUGUUAUUGUAAUUCGUCUGGGACAAAAUGGCGCAAACAUAUUAUGCACUGAGGUUAUUGCUUAAAGAAACCGUUAUGAUAAACAAUAUGUUCCAUUUCUAACACCUUGUCAGUUUGCAAUAUCUCUUAAAGACAAAGUACACAGUUUAAGAAAUACAACAUUUCAUUCUAAAACUUGUAAUAUUUGUAUUUGCCCAUAACAAAAUCAUUGACAUGUUCAGUAUUAUCUUGAUAUGUGUGAUGAGGCUGAAUGUGGAAACCUUCAAAAACUUAAGGUGUUAAGGAAGAUGUAUCUCUAGUGGUUGUCAAUCAGUGUGUUUUUUUUGUUUUCUUGGACAAAUUUAGGCAUUGCCAUCUGCUUAGUGUGUCCCUUUAUGUCAUGACAUUUUAAGUAGUGACUAAUUAUUGUCACCACUUUGGUACAGUCCACAGGGAGUGGUUGUGUCGCCAGAAAAUGAACCGGUCACCAUGCUGCGCCUUGUGACCUUUCUUAUAGAGAUGUUACAGGAGCACUACAACUGUGCCCGGGACAAUCUUCUACUGGCUGCAACAUCCAAGCCACUUCAUGGUGAGCAUAGAUUAAAGAAAAUGCUAAUGACAUGCUAAACAUUAGAAAAUGUUAAACUAGAAUUCACAAAUGUAAACAAGCCAAUCAAAUGUAUAAAGGCUAAUUAUAAUACAAGAACGAGCCACUGUAGACUAAUGACUUCACAAGACGAAGAUUUACGUGUGUUUUGGAUCACUGGUUUCAACUGCUUAAUCAGGUUAGCAGCAGCUAGCAGACAACAUAUUUUUCUAAUAUGUGGUUGAAUUCAGUGUACAUAUAGAGUUUAGUAUUCUGUAUGCUUUUAUAUACAUUCUAAAAAUUGUUUUAGUAAAUACAUCUUGAAAUUCUCUAGCACUGACAGUGUAUCUAUCUAUCUUAAAACCUGUAUCAUCUAUAUAUCAUAGGACUAGUAGAUGCUUUCUACAAACUGUAUAUAGUUUCUAGUCUAGUUGAGCAAGGUUCAGUGACAUGUGAGGCAACUAUUUGUAACUGCCCAUUGAUAUCACAUUCCAUAAUUAUGGUUAUAGAGGAACACUGUAAUCUGCAAAUACUGACAAAUGAUUAUUGAUGUCUACUUCAAGAUUAUUUAUAAAUGGAUGACAGAGAAGUGCACCCAGGACAGAACCCUGAGGGACACCACUUACCAUUUUUGUCCAAUUUGAAAAUGUUUCAUUUACAACUACUCUCUACACUCUGUCGUGUUCUAUCUAAGAGCAUGAUUUUUCAUCUAAACCAAAUGAUUUCAGUUUUACUGGUAACCUUUUGUGUAGAACUGUAUCACAUGCCUUGGCAAAAUCCAAGUAGAGCACACCUACUGGAACAUCCUGAUCUAUAUUUCUACUUACUUCUUCAUAAAAUGUAAUUAAGAUAGUUUGGUAUGACCUGUCUUUCAUAAAACCUUAUUGAUUCCUGCUAAUUAUAUUUUUGUUCAAAAGGAAUUCUUGAAUAUUCUCCCUUAACAGCCAUUCAAAUAAGUUUCCAACCACAGACGUUAAGCUCAUGGGUCUGUAGUUUUCUGUUGAGCUUUGAACCGUUUUUAAAUAUAGGCACCACACACCCCCUUUUUUAACCAAUCCUCUCAAUCCUCUGGUACAAUUCCUGAAGGAAACAAAUCCUGAAAAGUCAAAAGCAGUGUUCUUGCUAUAUCUAUGCUAAUCACCCAAAGCACAUGUGGGUGAAUACCAUUGAGCCCCUGUAGUUUUGUUUACAUUAACUUUAGUUUCUAAAGCACCUUUAUUCUGUGUUACCUGAUCACCUGUUCAUUGAAAGGCCUUUGUAAAAUAUAUUUGCAAAUCUACAGCCACAGAUUUUUUCUUUCCUAAAUGCUGAAGAAAAAUUUAAUUAUUUAGAAUUUUCCUGAUCCUCCUUGAUUAACUCACCCAUCACACUUUCCUAUGGACCAACAUUUUAACUCUUAACCUUUUUAGUAUUAAAAACACUUUUUGGGGUUGGUCUUGCUCUCUUUGUCUACGAGCUUUUCAUUAUCAAGUUUAACUAAUCUUUCUUAUGCAAACCCUAUUGGCAUGCUUAUAUUUGUUAUAGGAUGCAAUCAACCCAUGUGAUUUUAAAUAUUUGGAAUGCCUUUUUCUUAUCUUUUAACAUUUGACUGAUACUUGUACUUGGACACAUUGGAUUUAGUUUUGUUUGCAUAUCUUCUCUAACAGCCAACCCUCUCUUCCUGUGUAGGGGUACUUUCAGCUCUACGUCUCUGUUUGUUAGAGGUGCCCGCUGUGUCGCAAUCCUUUUCACAGUCUAACCUGACUCCCAGUUGGCGCCCCCUCCUUUCGUGCUUGGUGAGCACUUUGCAAGAGAUCGCAUCCUUUAUCCUGAGUGCUCUGCACAAAGCAUGGGAUGAGGACAUUCCAGGUGAGAGAUGGGCACCUAAUGCUCAUUGUUUGUAUCUCAAACUCCAACUUAUCCAGACAUCACACUGAGGUGUGUCAUGUUUAAUAGACAGAAACUUUACUUUAAUACACCUAAGAAGCCACAAAAUAUUAGAUUUACACAAUUAUCCUGUUUUUUCAUAUAUAUUUUAAAGAAUGUAAGAUUUCUCAACAUUUGCACGUUAUGUGAAUUCCUUGAUUAGUUAUAGCUAUAGAGUUGGUGGCAUCUACCACAUUUUAUUUUUCAUGCAUUAAUGAAUAACAAAAAUAUGUGUAUAAUCCCAUUCACCCCUGGCACUUCUCUGUGUCCAAUAAUGAGGUCCCCAGUCUAUCCAAGAGUCAAAUCCCUCAGUCUAAGUAUUGAAUCUAGCCAUAACCACUGGUAACAUUUUUAAGAAAUGUUAAUUGGUAAAACCCCCCCCCCCCCCCCCCCCAAAAAAAAAGUCCAUGCAGAAUAUAUGAUAAUGGAGCAUCUGCCAGGAUUCAUUUUACUUGUUUGAAUUUGUUGGCAAUUGUGUACAAAUUAGUCAUAAAAGAAACAAACAAAGUACCCUACAGUACUUGUGUCCCCUAGUAAUGUUAAAUUAAAUCUAUAAUAGCAGUGGCUAUGGCAAUAAGGCUGCAGUUCUUUAUGGUGCUAGAGAAGGCAAUUAUUGUAAUUUUUUUUUUUUUUUUUUUUUCGUAAGUUUCUUAUUAUAAAUGUUAAUAUUGUGUUUGUGGGUGUGGGUGUAGAUGCAGUUGCACCAUCUUUUGAGGAUAUGGGGAAGGCAGUGAAUGCUUUGAUUGCACAGGGAUGUGGUCUGGAUGAAGUACAUGGAUCAGUUCUUAUAUCAGAAGAGCACAGUCUCAUCAUGACUUGCUGUUGGGUCUCAUUAAAGGUGAAUAUUGAUUGCCCUUAUACAAAAAUAUUUAUUUUUCAGUAAGUGAAUUUGGUAACCUGAUACUUGAAAUGUAUUUUCACAUGUGGGAUUUUUUUUUGAUUUUUUUUCUCUGCUGUCCCAGGAAAUCGGGGUGCUAUUGGGACCUCUAGUGGAGAGAUUGAUUUCUGCCCCAGUUCCUUUAUUGUCUGUCUCUGCAGUACAAGAAUCUGUUGCAACUUAUCAGGAUAUAUUUAUGCGAUGCCGUCACUGGGUGAGUUAUGAAAACGUCUUGCAGCAGAGAGUUGGCAGCCUUUGACAUUGCCAUGCAAAUGUAAUUGGUCAAAACCGUAUGAGGAUAUUUUCACAUUCUCUCCAUAGAUCGAAUUGUCUGAAAUGUUAUUAUUCAUCGAUACAACCAAAUACAUAGGAUUUUACAAGUGGCUAAUCCGAAAACAUUGCUUUUUAUAUGAGUGUGAAUUGCACUUAUAUACUAUUGCAUGUCUUAAUUGCAAUCCCUUUAUUUAUAUUAUAAAUUACUUUUAUCUUACGAUAGAUAUAUGUAAAGUGAUAAAAAGGUAAUUUUCUCAUUUUAUUUAGAUAGAAAGGCAAAACUAUGGCAAGUGGAGAUGGCUGUUCUGUGUUUUUGUUUUUAAUCUCUUUUAUAACCGGAUUAAUAGUGUAAUUUUAUUUGCAUCCUUUAGGGUGCAAUAGAGGGCUGCAUUGCAGGAUUUACUAAGCUUUGCUGUGCGUUGCUUUGCAAUGAAGAUCAAAAACUGAGCACUAUCCCUGGAAACAUAAUGGAACAGGUGCAUGAUACAUUUGUACAAAUUUAUCUCAUUUUACACAUUUUUCCUCUCUAACUUUUAUUUUCACUCCAUCAUUUUGUCCAGGGUCUGGCUGAAUGUCGCUCUCAGCACUCUGUCUCUGUCACACGUAGAGGCGCUGGUUUCCCUGUUCUCCUCCAGAGCAUUCUGUGUGCAGAAGGGUCACCGCACACAUUGUUAGUAUCCUGUGUGAGUUCUUUAUUAGAACUGGCCAAGGAACCACUGCCUUCUGACUGGGAUCUGACCAGGGAUCUUCCACAGGUAACUGCCCUAUAAGGCAUAAGCAUAUUAUUGAAGCCUGUUUGAGCAUACUACCACCAGGUUUAAAAUUGUAUUUUUUUUUUAUUUUAUUUUUUUUAACAGGUUUCUGCAGUGCACGCUCUUCAAACAAUGCUGCGUUCUUCUGUCCUUCGAUCUAAUCUGCUCACCCAUGCUGUCAAACUGAUGUCUCUUGCUCUCCACAAUCUGAGGAGCCCAUGCUGGUCCAUGCGUAAUGCAGCUUUACAACUUUUCAGUAAGUCUUGUGUUAGAGUUGCAGUAUUCUCCAGACAUCACCAAUGUACAUUUGAAAGUUGCAUUAUAAUUUGCAUGUUUUUCGUCUAAUCUGUUUUUUCAGUCUGGUAUUUUGUGUUGCCACCACAGGUGCCUUGACAGGGGGUAUGCUGGGCUUGUCUCGCAGUCAUGGGGACAGUUCAGUGAAGAGCACUGUGUCUGUGGGUGCUUUGCUGAGAAGGUUCCCAGGACUUAAGAAUGUGCUCCUGCAGGAGCUACAAGACUCUCAGCAGUCAGGGAAGGUGCUACACCCCAGUUUACAUCCAGUCUUAACACUUCUUGCCAGACUGCAGCCAGGAGGAGACAAUGAGGCUGAGUAAUUCUGGGUUAUCCAACUAGUUGGGAGGCUCGGGAUUUAAGAGUGAAACACUCUAUAAUACAGGUUGUUUGCAGCCUAUGUGCUGCCUAUUAAUGGAUAUUUUAUUUAUUUAUUUAGCUGUUUUCUGGAUCCUCUGCUGUGCCUGGCUGGAAAUCCUAUAUAUGCAGUACGACUCAUAGCGGCUCGUGCAAUUGUACCCAUUGUCCAAGAGGACAAUUAUCAUCCUCUGCUAUUACAGUUGGCUCAGAGCAUACCCAAAUCAAGCGGAGUAGUGUCCCACAAUGCACUACAUGGCUGUCUUCUACAAAUCCAUGCUCUGCUGGCUGAAACAUUGAAAGAAAACCGGUAAGGGAGAAAUAAGACAAAUACAGCUUAUGCAGCACAAACGCGUGUGUCUUUAUAUGUACAAGCAACUUAAAAAAUGUCAUGGUGUUUCAUUACUUUGAUUGGGAAUGUCUGAACUAAAACGGAUUUGCUGCCACCUUACCAAGAUGUUUCUAGUGAAGCGCUGUAUUCUCGAUAAUGUUGUAGGCUUUGACCACACAUUGUGGACAAUGGGGCAAAUGGCGCAAUUAAUUGGGUUUUGUGGAGAUAUCUUCCUAGUCAGAGGAAAUUUGUGUUCCUUGUGAACAAUAACUUUUUUUUUUUUUUUUGUUUAGUUUUCAUUUUUAGUGCAACAACCUCUGCUUGUAGGAUAGUUUCCCCAUGUGAUAAUUUCCAUAUGUAUUUGUACGGAUUGACAUCAUUAAGUUGAUACUUUAAGCACCAAAACCACUAUAUCUUAAUGCAGUGGUUUUAAUGAAAAAACCCUGUCCUUGCAUUCCGAUAAAUAUAAACAUUGCCAUUUGUGAGAAAAUUGCCAUUUGCUGAACAUGUCCAGUAUGUAUAUGUGUAUAUAUAUAUAUAAUUAAAGGGUUAGCUCAGUCACACUAUCCACCACAAUGCAAUGUAGUGGCUAUGGUGCAGAAAGUCCCUCAGCACUGACCCACAGUAAGUAACUAAACUAUUUUAAAUGGAUUGACACCUGAGUCUCCUGGGUACCUGCAAUCUGGUCUGUUUCUCUGAUCUAGCCAAAGCAAAAGAGUGUGUCGUCCUACAAAUUCCAUACAAAUACGGGCAGAACUGAUGACUGUAAUAUAAAAGUCAGAACAUUUGCUUUAGUGAUAUAUGAAGAGAGGCUGAAAUGUGAGUUCUCUGGAAACCCAGGUAAGUGUUGUGGGGCCAGGACGUCGCUUAUCUUCAAGAGACCGUUUUUGUGAUUAUCCGAGCAUGUCUCGUGGCGUGAAGAGGAUAAUUAAGAAUUAUUGGUGCAUCUGGCUAUAUCUGAUUUGAAAAUGCAAACACAAGAGGAGUUGUAGUGCAAAAAUCUAGGUAGUUGAUUUUAAUCUGGUUAUGAGUCUGUGAUAGAAAUGAAACUAAUCUGAAUAUAUUCAGUCUUCUUACGAGCUUUACCUUUCUUUCCUUUCCCUUGUGUUUCCUCCUUGUCCCAUCGUCUUGCUUUUUCAAUCCUCCCUUGUCAGCCUACCAGAGAGUUUUGGAUGUGCCUUUGCCCAGAGGUUGCUUCCAGCCCUUUGGCUGCUUUCUCCAAGUCAAAAAUGUCCUUUAAUUCGAGCUUCAUUCCUUGAUGUGCUUUCUCUGUUGGUGCCAAUGGGUGGUGCAGAGUAUGCACGACUGGUGGAUGAGGCUGUUUGCACAGCACUCAAAGCACAGGAUUCCGAUAAACAGGUAGAUAUAAAUGUGAAAUGUUUUGUUUGUUUAGUUUUCUUUUCAUUCUCUGUAGACCUUUUCCUUUUUUUCCUUUCUUCUCAUCUAUAAUUUUUUGCUCCCUUGCCUUACAGGUGGGCUCUGAUGUUUUCCAUGAGGCAUGUGUUCUGUAUAUGUGCAAAGAGUCUGACAGGUUGUCUGAUCAUGUCAACCCAGUUGUGCUCCAACUUCUUCAGGAUGGUGACCCUGCUCUGUACAAAUGGCUCAAGGGGAAAAUUAAUUGUGAUAUAUCUUCAUCAAUGGGCAAGGCUGUGAGAGAUGCCCUUCAGGUAAAGUUAUGCAAAGAUAUUCUCACUAACUAAAGUGUUUUCAUGGAGCUGUUCUUCACAUUCAAGGUGUUUUGUUUUUUAGGACAAAUUAUGUUCAGUGCUGCUUUCUGGUACUGCCCCUGAGGAUCUAAGACCGUGCCUGGAGGCUUUUGUUCAUGUGCACAGUAUGUGCUUUCCAUCGUAUGUUCUCAACUUGCCUGAAAAGCAGGAGAUACGCUGUGCACACAUUCUUCUUGGUCUUCUGGAAUCUGGUAGAGAAGGACCUCAGCUUCAGGGACAGGCCCUGAGUGCCGUCGGCUUGUUGCUAAAACAUGGGUAAAUUCAUAGCCAGAGCCAAUUAUGAUAUUAAUGGGGUUUUCUCUGACCUAUUGAAUGUAGAGAGUGUUGAUUUCAGCUGACAUGAAACCCUUUAUGUGACUUAGAGUUUGUUAUUCAGAGAGUAGGUUUUUUGUGUGUCUUGUUGGCUUACAUCACUUAAAGGGAUACGCUAAACACCAAAACCACUACAGUAUGAUAUAGUAGUUUUUGUGCCAGGAGUCUCCUAGUGCUGUUGAAAAGGGUUUGACACUUUGCCACAUGGUCUGGCUCUUCUUCAGAUAUCAGUGCAGAAGUUCCUACUAAAACCUUCUCCAAUUCGUAAUAUCCAACAUUAGUAUGCUAAUAUGUAAGAAUAAACUUGCGCUUUAGCAUAGCUAUGCAGACUGGAAUGAUAGAAAGCCAGGUAAGUGUCAAAUUAUUAAUACACUGUUUGACAUGGGUUGACACUAAGGGACUUCUGGCAUUGCACUGUUGUGAAUUUUAGUUUUAGAGUAUUCCUUUUAGUGAUUCCUGUAUCCCAAUCAGGACCAUGCUACAGGACAUCUCGGUUUGCUCAAGAUGGCUGGAUGUUCUCUCAUGUUGUGCUGACCCGGUUUCAUCCUGCGAGGAGCUAAGGCUGGCUGCUGCACAUGCUCUACACCUUGGCGGAGCUGACCUAGUGAGACAAGCACUUAGUGACAGUACCUGUGGGUUGACACAACUGGCUGUAAGGCAAGAAGGGUCUAUACUAUGGAUGUCAAUAUUUCAAAGUUUUUCUCUAGGCAUGCUUACAUAUUCCAUUCUCCACCUUUUUUUCUUUGUCCUGUUCCAAUUUGUGUGUGUUUGGAUUUUCUUGGUUCUCUCUCCUUUAAAGACUUAAUUCCUUUUAGCUAUUUCUCCACAUUUGUUUCAAUCUUUCUUUCAUCCUGUAACUGUCACUUCACUUUAGUAUUUUCCACAAAACUUCACCUUUUUAUUAGGGCCUUAAGCUAUGGAGUUGAUCUCUUGCAAGACGAAGAACGGAGUGUAAGAGAUGCUGCCGCCAGAUUUGCUGUUGUUGCCUUGGGUAAGCCAGUUGAGAUGACUUUGCAGAGUGAUCGGGCUCUUCUGCAUCUCCUCCAGCUCUUGAGGGACCACUUCUGGGAUUGUGAGGAAAUGUUUCAUUCACUUUUAAUCCGAUUGCCUCCAUGUGAUCUUCACACAGCACUUACAACUCUCCAUGACAGGUAAAUGAGUGAGGAAACAUGCUUUACUAUAACACACAGAAUGUGCUAAAUACUUGUUAAUCAUUGAUGAAAAUUACAUGUGGUAGCAUGUCUGUUACAUCCUGCCUAUCCAUGUUCAGUGAUGCAGCUCUACAUUUUGUAUGAGAGCCUUGAUUUGAUAUAUUUUUCCAACUGUUUCCUUAAUACUUGUGCUAAGGUGACCAGCAGUGUGGGGUAACAUCUGCACAUGUCAGCAUUUUUUUUUUUUUUUUUUUAUAUAUAUAUUUUUAUAUACAGUACAUUGAUCAGCCACUCCAUUAAAACCAAUGAAGUGAAUAACAUUGGUUAUAUUGUACAAUGGCACCUGUCAAGGGGUGGGAUAUAUUAGGCAGCAAGUGAACAGUCAGUUCUUGAAUUUCAUGUGAAUUUCUGGUGAAUUAGAGUACCCAAGGCUCAUUGAUGCACAUUGGGAACAAAGGCUAGCCCGUCUGUUCUGAUCACAUGGAAGAGCUACUGUAGCUCAAAUUGCUGAAAAAAGGUAAUGAUGGCCAUGAUAGAAAUGUGUCCAAUUACACAGUGCAGCACAGUUUGCUGCAUAGCCGCAGACUGGUCAAAGUGCCCAUGAUGACUCCUGUCCACCGCACAAAGCACCUUCAUUGGGAACCUGAGCAUCAGAACUGGACCAUGGAGCAAUGGAAAAAAGUUGACUAGUCUGAUGUAUAACAUUUUAUUUUCGAUCAGGUGAUUGGCCACAUUUGUGUGCAUCAUUUACUUGGGGAUGCAGUAUGGGAAGAAGACAAGACCGGCAGAGGCAGUGUUAUGCUUUAGGCAAUAUUCUGCUGGGAAACCUAUGGUCCUGGCAUUCAUGUGGCUUUUACUUUUACACGUACCUACUACCUAGAGAUAAUUACAGAUCACGUGUACCCUUUAAUGUUCCCUGCUGGCAGUGGCAUCAUGCAACAGAAUAAUGCACUCUGCCACAGUGCAAAAAUAGUUCAGGAAUGUUUUGAAGAACAUGACAGAGUUCAUGGUGUUAUGGAGUCCAUACCUCGACGCAUCAGAGCUUUUUUGGAAGCACGAGGGAGUCAUACACGAUAUUAGGAAAGUGGUUUUAAUGUUGUGGUUGAUCAGUGUGCAUGUGUAUAUAUAGCUACAUUAUUAAUUUUGUGUGCUUUUAUUUUUUUUAUCUUCCAAAAGCAAUAACAUUUUUUUUGGCUCACCUUACCCUUGUAGGUCAGUCAGCCUAUAUGAAGAGGAUGAGCCCAAUGUGUUUGCAGAUCCAUUGUUUCUUUCAUCGCUAGUAUCCCCAAUACUGCAUAGUCUGCUUUGCUCUAUGUCCACCAACUCCUCAUUGUGUUCAGUCAUGCUGCAGUGGGUGAAACACACUUUCCCUAUUGUGCAAGAGCAGAUCCAACUCUGUCUUCAUUGGGUGCAAGCACAAGGUAGGUACCACUUACAAUUCGUUAUAUUCUGUAUGUCACUAUCUACUGCUCAUAGUUAAAUUUUUGUUAAGUUAAUUCUUUGUGCUUGCUCACUUUUGUAAGUGUAGAGAGUGAUGCUGUUAUAAUGUAGGAAUUCUAAAUAUCACCAAAUAUUUAACAUGGGUUCUCUAUGUUGCAGGGUCUGUCUCCCAGCUCAUGUUGAAGGCCUCUGGGUGCCCACAUGUGCAGGCUGCUGUUCUGGGAUUGCUGGAGCAUGGACAGAUACUUCUAAAAGCUAUGGAAAUAUUAACCCCUCUGCAAAUUGCACAGCUAGGAACUAAGUCGGACUGUCUUCAUGAAAGACUUGCAAUGCUGCAGGCAGAAUUCAGACCACAGAGGAUUUUACUCCCAUUUAUGGAGGCAGCAGAAUGA
Messenger RNA from Pelobates cultripes (western spadefoot toad), 25564 nucleotides. Lineage: Eukaryota; Metazoa; Chordata; Amphibia; Anura; Pelobatidae. The record is from the annotation of a GenBank genome assembly.